This is a messenger RNA of Ictalurus punctatus (channel catfish), 4671 nucleotides long. It is a transcript of the gene uts2r5, whose product is annotated as urotensin-2 receptor 5. Gene Ontology annotation, cellular component: membrane. Gene Ontology annotation, molecular function: urotensin II receptor activity. The transcript has a single exon. Gene Ontology annotation, biological process: blood vessel diameter maintenance; regulation of blood pressure; neuropeptide signaling pathway. Lineage: Eukaryota; Metazoa; Chordata; Actinopteri; Siluriformes; Ictaluridae. The record is from RefSeq and is a predicted model, not a curated record. Bases 490 to 1554 code for a protein of 354 amino acids.
GAGAAAGAGAGAGAGAGAGAGAGAGAGAGCCUCCAAAAGCGCACACGCACUCAAGGCACACAUCAGAGCUGCACGCUACAGAGAAGCUCCAAAUCCUCACUGGGAUCUUAAUCCAUUUCCACCUACAAACCUGCUGAGUUUUGCUUCGCAUUGACUUCUGAAGAGUCACAUCGAUUUGGAAGAUGGAUAGAGACGCAUAGAAAAUUGUCUGGGAGUCGAACACACACCAGGACAUCUCCUGGAAAGCUGAGCCGGUAACAUUGCAUUUAUAUUGUGUGUUUUCUGAAACAACUCUAGCCUGAAGUAUAGGCUGCAUUCACGCUGCUUUUAAUUGAGGUCCUCACAUCACAGGUCUCUGUCUUGUGGUCUGGAACGUAACUGCCCUGUAAAGACCUGUCUCGUUAUUUACGUCUUCAGUUAUGUCUAUGAUGCUUCUUGCUACACUUCUUCCACACACUUGUCACUCUUCUCUUUAGUAAACAUUGCUGAAUGAUAAUCUUGGCUAUGGGGACACGUGUGAACGACUCGGCUGUAUUCGUCAACGCAUCUCUGGCGCUUUCGGAGACUCCUGUGUCUUCUCAGGACACGGUUAUAACGUUUCUCCUAGGCACUGUCCUUUCUACCAUGUUUCUAGUGGGUACUGCUGGAAACGUGUACACGCUGGUGGUAAUGAACAUUGCAAUACGAGUAACCGGCACUAUGUACGUCUAUAUCAUGAAUUUGGCUUUGGCCGACCUGCUCUACCUGUGCACUAUUCCGUUUGUGGUGUGCACCUACUUCGCUAAGGACUGGUACUUCGGCGAUAUUGGCUGCCGUGUGCUCUUCAGCCUCGACUUCAUCACCAUGCACGCCAGCAUCUUCAUGCUGACCGUGAUGAGCACGGAGCGCUACGUGGCCGUGCUCAGACCGCUGGACACCUUCACCCGUUCCAGGCACUACAGGCGAGCCGUCACGUGCGCCGUCUGGCUCGUCUCAUUCGCCCUUUCGCUCCCCACCAUGAUCAUGAUCGAGCUGAGGACAAGUAUCCGAGAUGGGAUUGAGAAGCGUAUAUGCCACCCCACCUGGCAGAUGACUGCCUACAAAGCCUACCUGACCGUCCUCUUUAACACGUGCAUCUUGGCUCCAGGAUGCGUCAUCGGGUACCUCUAUCUCAAGUUAGCCAGAACUUACUGGACGUCCCAAACCACCGUGUUCUCCUCCUCGAAAGCACCGAGCGGGACUAAAUGUCCCAAACAGAAAGUACUAUACAUGAUCUUCGGUAUAGUUCUUACGUAUUGGGCAUGCUUUGUACCUUUCUGGUUAUGGCAGCUGCUCAGUGUUUAUUACUUUGAACAUGGGAAGCUCUCUCAUAAAACGAUGGUGUGCGUGAACUUCAUCGUGACGUGUCUGGCUUACAGCAACAGCUGCAUCAACCCUUUUCUGUACACGCUGCUCACCAGAAACUACCAGGAGUAUCUGAGAGACAGGCAGAAGAGUGGCAUUGGGUUUAAAAAGAGAUUCCAUUAUUCGUCUCAAAGGUCUGUAUCGUCUGGGAGUCACCAGUUUACACUUUGAGCAGCGCUCAUCGAACUGGCAUUUUGGAUGCCUGCAGUGAACCUUUAAGGUUUUUAUUAUUAUUAUUAUUAUUAUUAUUAUUAUUAUUAUUAUUAUUGUGCUGCUCUUAUGCAGACGAACUUUAUUCAUAUCAGUGCUGACAUUCUGAUAGGUAUGACUUUUUUCAGGAAAACAGAUGACAUUUUAAAAGGAAAUUAUCAGACCAGAUAAGGGGGGGGGGUGAAACUUUACAGGAUGAAGCACAGGCAAUAGUAGAAAAUGGAAAAAAAGAAAAUCAGAAUACCCAAACUCUUUUUGUUUUUUUUCUGGAAUGGCAUGAUGAUGAUGUGUAGCACAAGUGCAAUCAGACAAAAUAUUUUGUGUUGCUCUUAUAACUCGCGCUGGGAAUAGACAUAAUAAGAGCAGGUUCGAUUUUAGUCCGAUGUAAUAAGCUUUAAAAAAAAAAAAAAAAAAGUCUCCUUUUAAAAAUAAGGUUCUGAUUAGAGCUUCUGUUCAAAACAGAGAAUAUACAUCAUGUAUACAGGUGAAGUUGUGUGUUUUGGUGAGUCUUUACAUGCUUCCAUGGUACCCAAAAUGCUCAAUACUUUCAAAAUGGCCUCUUUUUCUCAUUUGAGAGAAUUUAAAGCCUCUAAUAAGUCUUCAACUGACUACACAUGACAGACUACGUGGCACAGUAACGACGUUAAGGCUCUACGGUACUGUUACACGACAUCCGGACAUACGUCGUGGUCUUACAAUUUCAUGAAGCAACUUGUGUGAAAAGUUACGAACAGUGAAAUUUAGGCAGUUUACUGAUUUAUAGCUUUCCGUACGACUUUUGUAUACUUUUAUAAAAUCCCAACAAAAUUUGUUCAAAAACAACAACAACAAAUUCCAAGAUGGGUGAGAAUGUUUAAAAAAAAAAAAUUAAUAAAUAAGAAUUUUUAUUUAUUAUUUUAUUUUAUUUACAUAUUUUUUUCGAAGAGAAUUUUUAGAGAUUGAAUCCUAUUGGAAUUUCAGUUUGCCCUGUGUGAUCUUAUUUUCUUUUUUAGCAUCUUAACAAAUCUCUUCUUGUAUUUUAUUGAAAAUAACGUCUUGUUAUUGGAAACUACAGAGGGUGCUUUGGGAGUUUUCAAAUUUUAGAGUUAGAGUAUUUUAUGCUAUUACUAAUAUAUCAUAUAAAUCUUAAGAAGCCAUCCUGUAAACAUCUUAACCUUGUCAAAAAUUCCUAAACGAUUCCAGUAAGAAACCUGUACAGGAUUCUAAUGAGAAUUUCUAUCAUAUUUUGAAACCAUUUCAAUUAGAUUCCAAUAGAAAUUGUCUUAUAGGACAAGACAAAUAUCCUGUAGAAUUCACUGUAAUAUUUGUUUUGACGGUAUCUUGGCAACAUAAGUUAAUAUUCUCUGGACAACGUGUACAUUGAGAUGAGUUCAAUCAAAUUGCAAGAUACAGUCAAAAAGUGUUACUAUUAUACUAUAUGUUUAGUAAAAUGAUCAAUAAUAAUACAGUGGAAAAGUGCACCUUUAGGAUUCUUAAAAAUAUUACAUUGAAUUCCCAUAUAGACCUGAACAGGAACCCAAAUGGAUCCCAUUAAAAAAUCCUGUAGAAGUGGACCGACAGGAUAUUUAUGCCUUGUCCUAUAAGACAAUUAUUAUAGGAAUCUUAUAGGACUGGUUCCAAAAUGUGAUAGAAAUUCUCAUUUGAAUCCUGUACAGGUUUCAGACAGUUUAUUUGACAAGGGGAGUGCCACGUAAAUGUGAGCAUCGACAUUUGACGCUGUUAGAGGUUUUAAUUUCCUCGCCUCGUUAAAACAGACUGAAAGGAGUAAAAACUUUGUUACUUUUUAAAUAUAUAUUUGUAAGAACCCAGUGAGACGUGGUGUCGGUGGAUUUGGUGUUUCAGGUGUUAAUUUGUUUAUCUUGUUCUUCUCUCUAAUGAGUUUUUUUUUUUUUUGUAUAGUGUAAUAAUCGUGUGCUUUUAAAGUGUUGAUUAUUUCCUUGGGUUGUUUAUUGCAUGAAACGUUAUUGCAGUUUCUUCUGUAUAAAUGUGCACGAAAUCUAUUCCAGACUUCAGAAUAUGAAGAUAUACAUAUGACUAUAGUUGUUAUAUUGUCAAAUUGAUUUUCAGAUGUGUUUAUUUUUCCGUGCAAGGCUUCUAUGCUUUUGCGGCUCAUGAAUAUUCCAUCCUGUGGUGUGUAAAGAAAAUACUUAUUAAUAAUAAUACAUAAUAUAGUAAUAUAUAUGAAAAGCACCUUGGGUUUUUAGUGACUGUUACAGUUAUUACAUCGUCUUGCCCAAAUGUAAAAUUUUUUUAUAUGUGCUUUAAUGCUCUUUAAAUGUAAAAUAUUCCUAAAAGCAAAUCCUCAUUCCGAUCCUCUUCUGCGGAACAGAUUCUGUUGGAAAACAUUUCCAAGUGUCUUGUCAGUGAUUUUGUUUCUGUGUACUUGGCCCAGUGGAGCGGCGGAUUAGUCUUGGGGAAUGUGAUUAAUAACAGGCUCUGGUUCCCAUGUACUGAUCGAUGUAAUCAAGAUCAACUGUAGCUUAACCCUGGACAAAACAAUCCCUAUUGGAAUUUCAGUUUAUCCUGUAGGAUCUUAUUUGACUCUUAGCAUCUUAUUGGACAUUGUGAUUACUUUCAACAGAAUUUCAGAAAAAAAUUCAUUUACACACUUACAACAGUGAACUAAUAUUUCAUACUAAUGUUUCAUAAUGAUAUCUACAACCCCGAUUCCAAAAAACCACUUCUGAAUGUGCGUGAUCUCUGAUCCCUCAGACGUCACUGUCUUAAAAACCGUCAUGAGUCUGUAACGGAUAUCCGGACAUGGGCUCGGGAAUACUUUGGUAAAGCUUUGUCAGUCAACACCAUUCGCCGCUGCAUCCACCGAUGCAGGUUAAGGCUUUACUAUGCAAGGCAGAAGCCAUACAUCAACACUGUCCAGAAGCACCGCCGACUUCUCUUGGCUCGGUCUCAUCUGUGAUGGACAGUAGCACAGCGGAAUCAUGUUUUUGGUCCAACGAGUCGACAUUUCAAAUAGUUUUUAGAUAAAACCACUGUCAUGUUCUCCGAGACAAAGAGGAAAAGGACCGUCCAAGCUGUUAUCAGCGUCAGGUCCAAAAGCCAGCGUCUGUCGCGGUAUGC